This is a messenger RNA of Neurospora tetraspora, 1987 nucleotides long. RefSeq lists its product as uncharacterized. Lineage: Eukaryota; Fungi; Ascomycota; Sordariomycetes; Sordariales; Sordariaceae. The record is from RefSeq and is a predicted model, not a curated record. Bases 1 to 1749 code for a protein of 582 amino acids. The transcript is spliced from 7 exons.
AUGCCGAAUCCCAAGACGUAUGGAGCUCGUGGAUCGUGGAAGCGCGACUUCCAGCUGUGCAAGACAGUGUUUGUGGCUGCCAUCAGCCAGAUACUAUAUGCUCGACGCGCUUUCCCACCGAACUUCUUCCAUGUCUUACCCCUGAGUGACAUUGUCUCAAAGACGUUUGAAGAAGCCAUGGCCUCAAGAUCAGGCAUACCGACUUUCGACGGAGAAAUCUUGAGGGAACAAUCGACCACCGUAUUCCUGCACCAGGACGUCGACUACUCUCUCACUCGCUUCUUGGACAUCCUGACUAACGACAUAUUUCCCGUACUCGAAACCGAACAUUUGGUCAAAUUCCGUAUCAGCUUCUUGAGAUCAACAACUUGGGAUGAAGACUGCUUGAUCGAGUUCUACACUUUGGUGUUCAGGUACCCCCCUGAUGGAAAAUGUGGAAUCGAUAUCUGGAGAGCAGGCGUCGGGGAGUAUCACAUAUCCGACAGCAACUUCAAGCUCUGGAAUCUGGGUGACUAUCUGAGCCGGCUUCCCUCUCUCGAUGGACCUCUGUAUUGGGCUAUGGCCUUCCACGCAAACGAACUCCCAGAUAUUCCCACCAUUGGUGUCUGGAAAUUCAACCGUACCGAGUUCGACGAGGCAAAUCUCAAGCUUCAGCAGAAAGAGGGAUACCGCUAUGACCUGAUCGCCAAGCUGGAGAUAGAACCACUUCGACCAGAUGCUCAACUAAUCGAGAGCGUACCUGUCGCUCCUGUCAGUCAGAGCACUAACAACCAUAAGCCGGCUUCACCCUCUCCGCAACUUGACACUACACCCCAGGAGCUUGAAGCCCCAAAGCCCAAGAAACAGGCAAACACCAAACGCAAAGCGGUCCAAGAACCAUUGCGGGCCAUCAACACACGGCAGAGAACAUUGCGAGCCCAAGAAACAGAAAAGGUGAACCAGCCACCAAAAGCAAAAGAGACCAAAGAUGGACACAAAGCUUCCCCAGUUCAGAACCAAGGGUCACAAGGCAAAGCCACAGCAAAGGCUACUCAAAAGAAGGCAACCCGGCCAAGCGCAAAGAAGUCGAACGUGAAAGCGAAACAAGUGACAAAGACGGCACAAAAGCCAGCCUCAACACUGAAGCAGGCCCCAACCCCAAGACCUCCCAGCACUCAAAAGAGAAAGCCAAAGCGUCCCUUGCAAAUCUACGAAGACGUGACAUCCAAUCUGCCUGAAACCCAAGAGGUUGUACGCGAGAGUCAGACACAGCAAAGUCAACUGUCCCGAACGAGAAGCAGCAAGAGACUUGCAGCAAAUGACGGCGGUCCGGUAGGAGGCAAUGUCUCGAACACGAGGGCCAAAAGGGCGAAAGUCGCUGCUCCUUCUCCUCCUCCUCCCGCACGUAUGCCUUCCACACCGGACGCCCAAGCUGUGUCCGACUUCCUGGACAGCAUCGAUGAGAAUCAUCUUCUGGAUACUCCCCCGGAUGCGCAGCGAGGUCCUCCGUCCUUCACUGUUACACCCGCCUUCCUGCGACCAGAUCCGGCCCCAGAAGAAAUGGAGAACGCGACUCCCGGUGACGAACACAUCGGCGAUAGCUUGGUGGAUGACCCCAACAACAGAUAUCCGCCAACCGACAUGUCGUUUGAUUUCCAGCCGCUGCAGACGUCGCAGACAGAGAAGAUGUUUCCGGGGAUUCUUGACAGUGAGGAUGAGGACAGCCCGAUUGUGAGGCUCAUCAGCAGACGACAGAGUGGCCUCGCCUGAGGAUAUGGAGAACGAGCCUAGUCGUUUCCUGAUAGGUGGUACUGAUGAUGAGAAAGUAUAUAUCGCUAGAAAGCCUGUUGUGUUUCAGGCUUGCAUGAUCUCGAGGUAGGGGCUAUUGUGUAGAUGGGUCAAAACGAAGCUAAAAUGUGUUGUAGUUACUGGCGGUGUCUGCUAUCAGUCCGAAAUCUUGUACGUAUCUAACGGGCCCGAGAUUCCAAAGGGUAAGAAACGCAGAAUG